Molecule: messenger RNA, 801 nt
Organism: Closterium sp. Naga37s-1
Lineage: Eukaryota; Viridiplantae; Streptophyta; Zygnematophyceae; Desmidiales; Closteriaceae
Source: the annotation of a GenBank genome assembly
AUGUCGCUUGGCAGGGCAGCUUGGGAAGGGAGUGGGUUGCAUGGGCGCGGGAGAGGGGGGUGUGAUGUGGGUGUGGUGGAUGGGGGGAGUGGAGCGAGCAUGGGGGAGGAAUUGGAGGAAGAGGAAGGUGAAGUGAUUGAGGGCGAGGAAGAGGAGGAGGUUGAAGAAAUGGGGAAGGGGAGAGCGAGGAGGGGAUGGAAGAGGAUGGAGAGGAGGGGAAGGGAGAGGAGGGAGGGGGAAGUUCCCGAGAGGAGGAGGACAGAGGAUGGCGAGGAGAGGGUCGAUCGGGAUGAGUGGAGGCAAAAGGAGGACGACGAGAAGGGAGAGGAGGAGGAGGAGGAGGAGGAGGAGGAGGAGGAGGAGGAGGAGGAGGAGGAGGAGGAGGAGGAGGGAGAGGAGGGAGAGGGGGAAGAGGAGAGAGAGGAGGAGGAGGAGGAGGAGGAGGAGGAGGAGGAGGAGGAGGAGGAGGAGGAGGAGGAGGAGGAGGAGGAGGAGGAGGUGGUGGAGGAGGGAGAGGAGGGAGGGGAAGGAGAGGAGGAAGAGAAGAGAGGGAAGGGACUUAAGGGAGAAGGGAGAAGAGGGGGGCUGGGCGGUGGCAAGGAGAGCAAGUGUGUGGUUCAGAGUGGGGCUGAUAAUGGGAAUGCAAAGCACAGGCAGGCAUCACACAGGGAUGUGAGGGCGGUGGAGCGGCAGAAAUGCCAACAUGCUGGCCAGUCUCAUAUACAGGGCAAGCAGGCAGGGACACGCAGGGCAAGGCAGGCCGUAUAUCAAGAAGAGAAGGCGUGCUCAGAGGAGGAAUGA